AUGACGGGUCUGUUGCAAUGCAGAUGCGCACUGCGCAGCGCGAGUUCUAGCGCUACGCUACUUGUUUAUAAGCAAGAAAAGCAUUAUAAUGCUUUUAAAAGUGAAUAUAGAGUGGAUUUAUGGUGUGAAUUUAAGAAACGAUGGGUUCUCUGUGGUGCCCUAGCAGCGGUGGCGAUGGCAGUUCUGGCACCAAAAUAUGGGGCUUCCGGAGGCAAAUUUUAA
Messenger RNA from Pieris macdunnoughi, 222 nucleotides. NCBI's taxonomy places the organism in Eukaryota, Metazoa, Arthropoda, Insecta, Lepidoptera, Pieridae. The record is from the annotation of a GenBank genome assembly.